GAUAUGCAAGGUCACAAUUUUUUCUGUGUGGCAUCUUCCCUUUUUGGCAUCGUCGUGGUGGUAUCUUCACCUGUUGGUAUCACUGCGUUACCCAGUAGCAUCUUCGCAAGUUGGUGCCGUCAUGUUACUCUACCUGCCUGCUAUUACCUAGCGCCUGUCGUACCUAAUU
This is a messenger RNA of Racocetra persica, 169 nucleotides long. Lineage: Eukaryota; Fungi; Glomeromycota; Glomeromycetes; Diversisporales; Gigasporaceae. The record is from the annotation of a GenBank genome assembly.